Molecule: messenger RNA, 1789 nt
Organism: Triticum urartu
Lineage: Eukaryota; Viridiplantae; Streptophyta; Magnoliopsida; Poales; Poaceae
Product: putative F-box protein At3g61730
Biological process (GO): reproductive system development
Cellular component (GO): nucleus
Molecular function (GO): protein binding
Source: RefSeq, a predicted model, not a curated record
CUUGUGGGGCCCACCAGAAUGGACGUCGCGGCGGGCCCACACGCCAGUGAACCGGUGGGACGGCACGCGUGGACUCCAGCUCUGCUUCAGUUCUCCCAGCCAUUUUCAAAUUUCGAAACCCGUGUCGCUCGCCUCCACCUAUAUAUGCGAUCGUCGCUGCUCCUCCUCCCCCCACACACGCAGCAGCAGCAGCGCACGGCACCUCGCCUCCGCCUCCCAGCCCCAGGCGCUGCAUGGGCAAGGCCUUCUCCCUCCUGCGCCCGGAGCCACAGCCACAGAGAGAGCCGGGGGAGGGGAUGGUGAUGGAGCUGAGGAAGCGCCCGCGGCCGCGGCGCCUCGACCCCGACUUCGUCUCGUCGCCGCCGCCCACGCCGCCCAGGAAGCGGCCGCGGAAGCAGGACGCGGAGAGGAAGCAGCCACCACGGCGGCCGGCGGCGGCGCAGAAGCCGCCAGCGCCGAGCAAGAGGGCCAGGUGCGUGCAGCAGGGCAUCGGGAGCCCCGUCGCCGGGCUCCAGCCUUCCAGGUGCUGCAGGAUCGUGGCGCCGCUCUCGCGCGUCUCCUUCAUCCCCCGUUCUCGCGUCCCCUUCAACUGGUAUGAGCCGGACAUCUGGACGGAGGUGGCCAAGCACCUGCACGGCGCUGACCUGCUGAGGCUCUCCGCCACCUGCCUCUGGUUCUUCCGCCUCCUCUACGAGGACUCCAUCUGGCGCUACGCCUUCCUCCGCGACCUCUCGCUCCGCACCAACGAUCCCAAGAUGCUCAGGCUCCUCCACGUUCCCCGCCCGUUCCACCGCUCCUGGCGCCUCCUCUACGCCACCGCCUUCGACGAUACCCAUGCGUACUGCUUCCGUCAGCCCGAGAAGCACAUUGAGUGGUUUCGCAUUGGUGGAUUCCUGAUGGACACGCCGAAGCUGCUGCUGACGGCCAAGCUGGCACUGCCACAGUGGAGGCCGAUCCUAGAUGAUGGCCCGGAGAUCUCCAUCGGAUUCAUGGGAGCCUGCUUGCUCACCAAUGUCCGCCCCGGCAUCUGGAUCGCUGACAUGAACAUGGUGCGAUGCCCCGUGUGCAACCUCAACAAGUGCGAAGGGACGAUGCAGGUUCUGGAUGCGCGGCACUGCGAGCUGUACCUGGAGAACAAGUUCAGGGAUGGGACCUGGGAGUACGAGGACCUUGGCAGUCACUUCAGCAAUGGGAAGCUGGAUACUGCCGCCGCUGCCAUCUUCAACUACGACUACAUCGAUUCCCCAUGCAUCAAAAAUAUUCUCAAUUCCAAGUCUUGGAUCCGGGAUCGCACCAACCUGCUGCCAAAGGGAUGCUUCACCCCGGUCGCUGUCGCCCUCAGCAGCAACCUCAAGCCCAACGAAGGGUUGCUGUCGAGGUUCCAGGCGAUGCGGGACAUGUCGAGGGGUGGGCAGAUCGUAUCUGUCAGGAUCACGCAGCAGCUCCUGUGAUUCGUUCGUGCUUGGUUCAUUUCUGGCUGGGUUCCUUGAUGCUGCGUUGUGGAAAUGUGUUAAUGCCUGGUAUUUAGUUUGCUCUGAUGCUAGCGCUGACAGGGGGAUAGUCACAAAGGAAGGGGUACAGUGGGGUAGAUAAAUUCCAUCGCAGAAAAAAGAGAGUAGAGUAAUUAAAUCGGCGAUUAGAAAAGGAAAGUAGGAAAUUGCACAAAUGGGGCGGGCUCUCUGUUGUUUGUUUUAUCGAUCAAUGUUUAAUGCAGUAUAUUUGUACUUCGUCGAAGAGCUGCACAGUUUUUUGAGCAUAUAUAUAAAUAUAUAUAGCACCUUGUGGAUUA